UUGAGCACUGUUGAUGCAGUGGUAACUGAUGAAGGCGAUGAAAGUCCAAGCAGUAAACGGGAAAGUGACGGAGAGCUUGUAACUUUUCAGGAACUCGGGAGGAAGAAGCAUCACAUUCCCUGUAGUCAACGUUGGGUAAUGGCGACUCCCCUGCCUCAAUCUUCCUAACCCCACCAGAAGAAUUAACGUCCCUUAGCUCUCUCCCUGUUCCUCUCUCAAGUUUUUCGACUCCACCACAAGGCUUUCUCCUCUGUCUCUCCCGACAUGACUGCAACAAAUUCUUCCGCUCCCCAGCUGUUCAGUGGCGGAAACGAAAUGGCCAACUUGAUUCUGUCGACCGGCGUUUUGCAGAAGGGGUGGAGCUGCGUGACGGAGCUGCAGCAGCAGCGGCAGCCCUUCUCCGUCAAACCCUUCCGCAGGUUCACUAUCGUCGCCUUCAGCAGCAGCGCCGCCCCCACUAUGGACGAGGCGCAAGGCUGGCUGGAUCCCUCUCUCGAGCUGCUGGAUAAGAGCAGCAGCAGUCCGCUGGCCUUCCUCGCCACCAAGGACAACACCAGGAUCUCCAUCCACCGCCCAUCCCACUCUGCCUUCCUCCACCUCCUCCUCAACCCCGCUCUCACGGAUCAGCUCAAGGAACUACAGCUCAAGAAACCAGGUGACCAGAAGAAACAAACCCAGCUCAUACUGGUGGGUCGCUCCCUAGGGGGCUCAGUUGCCGCCUUGUUCGCUCUAUGGCUCCUCAAGAAGCGGAGUGAAAGCAAAGAUGCCCUCAUAACCCCUAUAUGCAUUACUUAUGGAUCCCCUUUCAUUGGAGACGCCGGGCUGCAGAGAGCCAUCAGCAAGGUUGAGAAACUGAAGUCCCACUUCUGGCACGUCGUUGGAAACGACGACAUUGUCGCCCGUGCAUUCGUCGUCCCAAGGCUAGCAUCUCAGGUGGUUCCAGAUGCACCUGCAGAGUUCAAGCCUUUUGGCACCUAUUUUCUCUGCUCCAAAGUCGGUUGCACAUGCGUGGAUCAUCCCGAUUCAGUUCUUGAUCUGCUGCAAAUCAGGGAUGUGGACCCUGCAGACCUGCAUGUCCAGGCGUAUGACUAUGGUGCCGUGCUUCAGCAACUCAAGGAGAAGAUCAGGAACAAAAGCAGUGCUCAACCGCGAGGCAACUCCUCAAUCCAAAUAGGAUUAUCUCUGCAGCUAGAAGCACUUGGAAUAAUGGCUCAUCAGCACAAGGAUUUGCUGAUUGAAAUGGAAUGCAGAGAGAGGGUUGUGGAUAUUAGAAGAAAAGGUGCUCAAAAUCCCUCCAAGAAGUUCAAUGACGCGAAGAAGCAGAUGGCAUUGCUGGAGUGGUACAUGAAGAGGUGUGAGGAAGGGGAAAUGGACUACUAUGACUGCUUCAAAGAGAGAAACGCAGAGAGGGACUAUGAUGUCAUCAAUUUCAAGAACGUCCUCAACAGGUACUGGAAGGAGACGGUAGAGGAGGCCGAAAACAACCCGCAAACUAGCGACGUCCCGCUCCGAGACAGGUUUCUCUUCUCAGGCACGACGUACAGGCGCAUGGUCGAGCCGCUCGACAUUGCUGAUUACUACAGGAAGCCCAGGAACAGGGACUACGUGAACAAGAAAAGGGCUCCCCACUACGAAACGCUGGAGAGAUGGCACGAGGCUUCAGUGAAAUCGAAGAAGGAAGAGCCGAAGGAGAAGAAAGCUAAGAUCAUGACAGAGGACUCGUGCUUCUGGGCACAUGUGGAGGAGGCUGCGUUGACGGUGAAGGAGUUGAAGGGGAGGCGAGAACAAGGUGAUAUGGAACUGGAUGGUCUCAGGAAUAAGCUGAAAAACUUCGAAGGCUAUGUCUGGAAGUUGAUCGGCAACCAUGCGUUGUCCACUACAGUCUUCUUCGAACGCAGCACUUUCAUGAAAUGGUGGAAACAGUACGAGAGCGAGCUGCAGCAUAGCUCAGAAUUCACUAGUUACAUGAAGAGUGGGGACUAUCGCUGCUACAAAUGAGAACCGAGCAAAAACUUGGCUGAAAUAAUGUGCGGGCAUGCACACACAACGUGAGGGGGGUUUGAUAUCUACUUGUUUCUUUUCACUGACCUGUACUUUCAAUGUAGUAUGAAUCCUACGCUCUUGUUUUUCCUUUUCUGAGCAAGGCUUCUGUUCUCAAGUUAUUGAGUAAAGAAAUUCAGUUUGAGUCUUCCACCUA
This is a messenger RNA of Nymphaea colorata (pocket water lily), 2197 nucleotides long. Its product is annotated as senescence-associated carboxylesterase 101-like. NCBI's taxonomy places the organism in Eukaryota, Viridiplantae, Streptophyta, Magnoliopsida, Nymphaeales, Nymphaeaceae. Gene Ontology annotation, biological process: defense response; lipid metabolic process. The record is from RefSeq and is a predicted model, not a curated record. The coding region runs from base 265 to 1998 and encodes 577 amino acids. The transcript is spliced from 4 exons. Gene Ontology annotation, molecular function: carboxylic ester hydrolase activity.